This is a messenger RNA of Alternaria hordeiaustralica, 549 nucleotides long. RefSeq lists its product as uncharacterized. The transcript is spliced from 3 exons. Gene Ontology annotation, cellular component: cytosol; endoplasmic reticulum. Bases 1 to 549 code for a protein of 182 amino acids. The record is from RefSeq and is a predicted model, not a curated record. NCBI's taxonomy places the organism in Eukaryota, Fungi, Ascomycota, Dothideomycetes, Pleosporales, Pleosporaceae.
AUGGCGUCGUCAUCUGCGGCAGCGGGGCUGCUGGCUCGUCAACUCAAGCAAAUGCAAAACGAUAAGAGUAUAUCAGGCAUAAGCUGCGGUCUGGUGGACAACAAUGUGUUCGAGUGGGAGGUGAUGCUGAUGAUCGACGAUGACACAAAGUUCUACGGAGGUACAGAUCCAGACAUGGUCUUCAGAAGUUACAGCUCCAGAGGUUUCUUCCGCGCGCGCCUCACCUUCCCCAGCGAAUACCCGCUCCUCCCACCAAAGAUGCGCUUCGAGACACCCAUCUUCCACCCUAACAUCUACCAAAACGGCGAAGUAUGCAUCUCGAUCCUCCACCCACCCGAAGAAGACAAGUACGGCUACGAAUCCGCAGCAGAACGCUGGUCGCCCGUCCAAACACCCGAAACGAUUCUUCUGUCAGUUAUCUCCAUGCUGUCGAGCCCGAACGACGAGAGCCCAGCGAAUGUGGAGGCGGCGAGCUUGUGGAGGGAUAAUACGCCCGAGUUUAAGAAGAGGGUGAGGAAGUGUGUGAGGGAUAGCUUGGAUUACGAGUGA